AUGGAGUCGCCACAGGACGCACCAGUGGCGUCUUCGUCGUCGGCGCAAGUACUCGGCCCCGACGAGCUCCUCGCCACGCCGUCCUCCAAGCUGUCCUUGGGGCUGAUCACCUCCUCGCUCGACUCGCUCGGCCCGUCGACCCGGCUCGUGACCUGCGCCAACCUCGUGCUCGGGGGCAAGAUACUUGACCAGGCGACUCUGCGGCGCGUGAUCCAGCUCGGGCUCGACGCAGGCGAGGAGGAGGCGACGCUCCUCGAGGACGACGUGCGGUCGCGCCUUGAAAAUACGAGCAAGACCGGCGACGGCUGGGAGGGGUGGUCGCGCGACGACGUGCGCACGCAGCUUCAUGCCGCGCUCGGCACCGACGCGAUCCGGCUGCUCGUAGCCCGCUGCCUUGCGAUCUUGCAGGACGCGCGCCGCCGGCUGGACACGUACGAUGUGUUCGCGCCCCCACGGCGGCGGAAAGAGCCGAGCAGCACGAGCCAGCACACCGAGUCGACGCUCGACCUUGACGACCCGUGGGCGGACAACGAUGACGAGGAGGACGAGGAUGUUCCCGCGAUAUUGGACGAUCCCUGGGCGGACGGAGACGAGGACGACGACAUGAAUGCCAACGAGGCGGAGGAGACGCCAGAGGCCGAGGCGCCAGAGCCGCCAAUAGACGUCCCGAGCUUCAUCCUGCAGCCGCUGCCGCUCACGGUACUGUACCUCGCCUCGUCGGCGAGCAUAGCGGCCGUACGUGCCGUGUGCGAGCGCCACGCGCAGGACCUGUGGCCGUACCGCAUAUCCAUUGUCGAGGCCGUCCCGGCAUGGGUGUCGCCCGCAGACGAGAACAUGCUCGCUUUGCUGCCUGGGGCGUCGGACGACGGGGCGGAGCAGCCGUGGCCGAGGAAGAAGACCGACGAGGGCAAGACGUUCCUCGACUACCUGACGGGCGAGUACGGCCUGUCGGCGCUGACGUCGUCGCCGGCCGAGCUCCUCCCCGGCCCGCAGAACACGCAGCUGUCAGGCGACGCCCUGACCCAGUGGUACACGGACCGGGUGUUCGAGCUCGAUGGGCUGGGCCUACUCGACGGCCAGCUCGCGUGGGUGCAGCACGGCGCCGCGCUCGGCGUGCCCGGCCUCGACGCGAUCGGCGAGGACCUGUCGCUUCUCUCGAGGCUGAUCUACGACGCCAACUUGUCCCCCGCGCAGUUGGAACAGUGGUCCCUCGUGAGAUGGCGCGACGCGGACGAGAAAGCCCUGGUUAAGGAGUACCUCGCUGCCUCGACGCCCGACUCGAUCGUGGGCGACAUCCGACGCCUGGUCCUGCCCUACCUCUACGUGCUGGAGUCGCGCGCCGAGCGCGCCGGCACGCCUGACCCUGGACUCGUGGACCGCAUGCUCCAUGAGACCAUCCUCGAGCUGCCGCUGCACCUCGCUCUGCCGUGCUUCGAGGCGUCCAAGGCGACGCUGCGCGCGCCACAACGGCUGGUGAAGGAUGACCAGAUGGUGGCCCGCCUGGCGCUGGCGUGUCUCUACGGCAGCGACCAGCGCGACUCGUGGUCGACCAUGUCGGCCAUCUUCGAGUGCUUGCCUGUCUGGGACGUGUCGGGGAGUGACCCCGAGUCGGAUAGAGAAGCGACAGCGACGACGCUCGACUCGAUCGCGUCGUUCAUCCGCCCGACGGUGUCCAACGCCGGGCCGCACUCGCCCAAGGAGCUGUUCAUCUUCUUCUCGCCGCUGCCGUUCGCCUCGCUGUCGAGAGCACUGGACAUUCUCGAUGUCCACCUCGAGUCGGGCGAGAUCCUCGCCAGAUGGGACGUCCGCGUGCAGCUCCGCACGCUGCUCCAGUCGGCAAAGGACCACGACGAGCAGGUCAUGCUCGCUGAGAAGAUGGGCCGGCGGCUCGCGUCUGCAGGCGGCGGUGACGACCGCCGCUGGGUCGCGCUGUGGGAGGACAUGCUCAAGCUCCAGCGCGGCAACGACUCGCUCCUCCGCGGCGCGCUGGGCACGCUCACACCCGAGGAGCUCAUGCGCAUCUUCCUUGGCUCUCUGCUUCUCUCGGGCAACGUUGGCGUGGCGAGGAAGGUCAUCCAGCGCCUCCAGCCAGAGGGCUACUUUACGCCCCAGACCCUCGAGGAUGUGGUCCUCACCACGUCCAAGGAGCUGUACAUGCGCGCCGAGACGGGCAAUAUCCACACAGGGGAUAUGAAGCUCGCAUACGAGUGCCUGUCUGUCGCGCCUGAAUCCCCCGCCAUCCGCGCCGAGCAGGACUUUAUCCAAGCCACAUCCCGCCUGAGCACUUACCGCUCACUGUCAAACCUGUCGCCCGCCGAGAUCCGGUACACGCCGAACAAGCUCGACCUGAUCCGACGUGUACUGUCAACGUCAGACGACGCCUACCGGCAUCCGCAUAUCGUGCUCGAGCUGGCCGAGAAGCUGGGCAUCAAGGACGAGGCGGCGCGCGCCGAGAUUCUGGCCAUGAUGGCUGAUGCGGCCGUUGCGGCCGAGGACUGGACGCUGGCACAGCAGCGCGUCGACGAGAUGGUAGCCCUCGCAAAGCCCGACCUCGGCGACAGCGAUGCGGCAGCCCAGAGAACCCGCGACGUCGUGUGGCGCUCGUGCUUUGAGCUCGGGCGGCAGAGCGAGUAUGGCGACGUGGUGGGCCGCCAGGCCCUACUGGCGCAGGCGAUGCUGCUCUGCCCGGCCGAGCACGUGUCGGUCAUCCUCCCGAUCUACCGGGGCAUCGAGGCCCAGAUCGCCGCACACCCCGAGGUUCUUCGCCGCGCUGGCUCGUCGACGGCCAGCACGUCGGCGCCGUCCCCGACUGCAGAGGAGCGCGUGCUCGGCUCGCGCACAGCAGCACGCGCUGCACGCAUGGCCCUCGACAUUGGCGCCAGCUUCAGGAACUACACUGGCUCGCCUGCGCUCCCAUCAGGCAGGUCAGAUUUGAGCCGAUGGGAUUCGCGCGGCAGUCAUGGUAGCAAGGACGGGCGCGACGCGGCCGCUCUGUUCGAUCGGCAUGCAGACGGCGGCAACGAGGGCGUGCGUGAGGGAGCCAAGCGCGCGCUCGUCAAGGGCGUUGGGUGGUUGCUUGGCGCCGAUGAGAGCGAGAUUGUGGGUUAA
This is a messenger RNA of Vanrija pseudolonga, 3108 nucleotides long. RefSeq names its product Neuroblastoma-amplified sequence (gene NBAS). Gene Ontology annotation, biological process: retrograde vesicle-mediated transport, Golgi to endoplasmic reticulum. The transcript has 2 exons. Gene Ontology annotation, molecular function: SNARE binding. NCBI's taxonomy places the organism in Eukaryota, Fungi, Basidiomycota, Tremellomycetes, Trichosporonales, Trichosporonaceae. The record is from RefSeq and is a predicted model, not a curated record. The coding region runs from base 1 to 3108 and encodes 1035 amino acids. Gene Ontology annotation, cellular component: Dsl1/NZR complex.